AACAGUUUACCUGAACCAUUUCUCCACCUUGAUACCUUACAGCCCAGCACAUCGGCUCUCUCUUCUCCCUACCCAACCUACAGACAGGCCACUCUGGACCCGUGGAGCAUCCCUCGGUUUGGAAGCAAUGGGGGAGGGUCUGACUUUGCUGCCCCUCGGAGUGCGACGACGAUCAACGACGGGGCUGCAUCGAGUUUGGUGGGGUUGGGGUUGCUGGGCGAGUGGUGGAAGAUGCAAGAAACUGUGGAUGUGACUAUCCAAGGGCAGCAGGGGUUCAUCCUGAAUCGGUAUACGGUGUAUGAAAUCACCACUGAACAUGGCACACCUGUUCACCGUCGGUAUUCAGAAUUUUCGUUUUUAUGGGACUGCUUGGUGUGACAAUACCCCUUCCGUCUGUUACCUGCCCUUCCGCCCAAGUGUG
Molecule: messenger RNA, 421 nt
Organism: Suillus discolor
Lineage: Eukaryota; Fungi; Basidiomycota; Agaricomycetes; Boletales; Suillaceae
Exons: 2
Molecular function (GO): phosphatidylinositol binding
Source: RefSeq, a predicted model, not a curated record